Trichoderma virens Gv29-8 is the source of this 770-nucleotide messenger RNA. RefSeq lists its product as uncharacterized. Gene Ontology annotation, biological process: rRNA pseudouridine synthesis; snRNA pseudouridine synthesis; positive regulation of telomerase RNA localization to Cajal body. Lineage: Eukaryota; Fungi; Ascomycota; Sordariomycetes; Hypocreales; Hypocreaceae. Gene Ontology annotation, cellular component: box H/ACA snoRNP complex; box H/ACA telomerase RNP complex. Gene Ontology annotation, molecular function: telomerase RNA binding; box H/ACA snoRNA binding. The record is from RefSeq and is a predicted model, not a curated record. The transcript is spliced from 3 exons. Bases 99 to 290 code for a protein of 63 amino acids.
AUCGACGACCAAUUGGCGAACCACAGUCGCAUACAAAUCCUCCUUGACCGAAUCUCUCGCCUUCAGCUCCUCCAAAUCACUCGAUCCAACCGCCCAUCAUGCAUCUGAUGUACACCCUUGACGCCAGCGGCAACCGCCUCUACACCCUCAAGAAGGUCGCCCACGGCCAGGUCACCAAGUCUGCGCAUCCCGCCCGCUUCUCGCCCGAUGACAAGUGGUCUCGCCAGCGUGUCAUGCUGAAGCGUCGCUUCAACCUGCUCUUAACGCAGCAGAAGGAGGAGGCUAUGUAAAUUCGCAUCAUUGAGAUGCCCUCGAACCAUUAGCGGAACGAAAAACGAAUCUAAGCGGCUUUUAAUUGGAAGCGACCCCGGACAUCCUUUUGGGUGGAAGCAAUAUUUCCAGCGCUCUUCUCUGUGUGUUGGCGGUAUGAGAUAAUGAGGUCAGACUCUUGCUUGGAAAGCCACAUGGCCGAAACCAGCUGGGCCUUUGUUACUCUCGCAUGGUAUCGACGGCGGAAUGCAAAUGAGCAAGCAAUGUUUGUUUGGGGACAGCAGUGGGAGACAACUUGGGGAGUGCGCGUCUGGCGAAAGCUUGACUGGAUGGAUGGAUGACAAGUUCACUAUAUUCUGGAAUUGGAAUCUUUCUCAAUGAUUCGGGAAUGGAUUUGGCGUUUCUUAGGCGAUUACAUGUACUUGGGACACAUUUAUACGCAGAUAUAAAAAAAAAUCACAACCGCCUCUUCAAGGGCAUUAAAAAAAAAAAAAAAAAAA